UUGGGUUUAAUUUAUUUAAAACUACUUUUUGCUUUAAUCAUUUAUCCCGAGAUUUUUAAUAUUGAUUUUCUUCUUACAAAGAAAUCAUUCAAAUGAUUAUAAUUUGUGUAUAAUCAUAAUCAAAUAUAUAUUAUUUAUAUAGACAGCAACCAACGUAAUUUUAUAUCUUAUUCAUAAAAAAUGGUAUGUGACGGCCCAGAUCCACCUGACGACUCUCCACAAAACUUAAUACCUCCUCCUAGACACGAUUUGAUGGCCAAUGGUAAUCACGAAGACAGUGAUGAUGAACAUAAUGAUCAUUUUGGUUACGAGCCCUUGCCACAAGGUCCUGAAUUAGUACUUUCGGAUCGAGAAAGUGAAGAGGAACCAGAUAGCAAUGAGCACAAUGCAACUCCACCUAGCAAUGUACCACCUAUAGAGCCAAUGGAAAAUGCUUUAACGAGAGAAGUUUGGAGUGAGCCUCGCCACAGUGAUCCAAUUGAAAUGGAUAAUGCGAGAGCACAGCAGGUCAUGUCAUUGAUGGCCAACUUUGCAUUACCUCAAGAUUCCAUACCAGAUUGGGCACAGAGUAUUUCAGAAGAACAGUGGAAACAGACUCUUAAUGACAGGAUAGAAAAGCUACGCAGCAAUAGCUGAUCUACUCAAUAUUCCAAUAGUUGCUGCAACUGCUUCUGUUCCAUAUUCUGUAAAGCACAAAGUAACAUCAGUUAUAGUAAAUGAAACACAAAGAUAAUAAAUGGUGAUUGCAGAUUUUAAUUCAGACAAUAACCAUUGAUUCUGCCAUGUGUACCAAAUUUUUGAAAGAAGCACCCAACUUUUUUGUACCUUUAUUUAUAUACUUUUUUUGUAUCUAAUAUCUAAUGUAAUAUUGUUUGCUUGUAAGCAAACAGAAUUAUCUAAAAAGUUUUUUUAAGACAGACAAUGAAUCAAAAAAUAUUUUAAUGUAUGUGUCUGUAUUUAUGUUAUGUUUAAAUAUAAUUUUGUUUUAAGCUAUACAGUGAUAACUUUGAAAUCAUUAGCAUCUUUUUAAAAUAAUAAUCCUCUAUACUAAAUUCUUUUGAAUGGAAAUAACAACAAUGCUAAUGCAGAAAGUACAAUUUUGAGAAAAUUUAAACCCUUUGAUUAUGGUUUCAAAUAAAUAACAAGAUGUAAAAAUUGGUACCAUAAAAACUUUAAGUAUCAAAAUUGUUCAAACAUAGUAUACAAAAUUGUGCCUCCUACAACGUAUACUGAAUAAAACAAAUAAAUGGCACCUUCAUAGACAAGGCUAUGCCACACCUAAGGUCGCGCCUUAAAGGCCUAUCUCGCGAUAAAUUAAGUUCACUUGAGUAUAACAUUCAGGCUUUUCGUUUUUAGCUGAUGAAGACUGGAUGAGCCUAUAAUGAUAGGAGUCAUGAGUUCAAAUUUCCAACCUGAUUUAAAAUUUAAUAUUUAAGUGAAACCAUUUAAAAUUAAUUAUUGUUUUUAAUGCUUUAUUUUGUCCAUAAUUAUUUUACUAAGCUAUUUUUCAUGUAAUAAGCCGGUAAAUUGUAAAAGGAAUGUUGAUAUAAGAAAAGACGUUAUUGUUAACUGUCAGCUGUUUUUAGUGCAAAAGCGUGUGUCGCAAGGUCAAGGUCACGCGCGUCAACUCUUUAUUAAUGAAAAACUUUAAAGUUUAGUCCUUUUUUUAUAAGAACUGACUUCGUAGAGUUUUUAAAACCGACUUAUGUCGAUUAUUUGUUUGGGAGUGUGUAUAUGAUUCUUUAAAUAUUAUAAUAAUUAUUUAGAGUCGAUACAGAAUCAUUUUCAGUCAGUUCACAAUCGUGUUUUGUAUUCUUUAAAUAACACGACUAGCUAUACUUUGCUCACUUAUUAUUUAUUUGGAUUUUUGACGUGAUUAAACUAUAAAAUAAUUUAGAAUAGUUUCAAAUAUUCAGUAACGUAAGUAGAACAAUAAGGCUUAAUGAAUGCUAAUGAUUUUAAAUUCUCAUUCCUGUGUACAAUAUUCUAUAUUUAUAAAAUGCAAAACUUAUUCUUGUAUGUUUACUGUCUGAUUCAAAUGUAGGUGUACAAAUAUACAGUGUUAUCUCAUACUGAUUAACAUUUAUAAAACGUUUAUAUUCAUUAACGACGUCUAUAUAACACCUUUUACAUUGAUUUAACGAUGAAACGAUCUGUUAGAACGGUUGAUAAAAUUUGGUCAUCUUCCUAAGUGCUAAUUGUACACACAAAAACUAUUCUCAAAGACUUUUAGAAUAGUUUUAGUGGAAGAAUAAAUAAUGUACGCUAUUAUAUUAUCGGGAUUAUCAUUUUUGUAGAGUAAAAAAAAAUGUUCAUAGUAAUUUGUAAUUUUGUCUAUGUAAGUGGAUGCAUAAAAAGGGCUUUGGUAUAUAUAAUAGUUUUUUUUUUAAAUCUCUACGUUUCUUAUUAUGUGUCGUAUUAUGAGUCACAUCCAGUUUCUGAAAAGCCGAUCACCCAUUGGUCGAUGGCAGCCAUCAAAACAAUACGCGACCAAUAGGUGUUCAGUAUUAAGUCAGAUUAGUCAAUCUGACUUUGACAUUUUAGAAACUGCCUGUUAAUUUUAUGGAACAGAUGUAAUUAAAAAAAAAUGUUAACUUUACUAAUAAGUGAAAUAAAGAGAUAUGUAUGUACAAUAUUAAA
This is a messenger RNA of Vanessa atalanta (red admiral), 2640 nucleotides long. RefSeq lists its product as uncharacterized. The record is from RefSeq and is a predicted model, not a curated record. The transcript is spliced from 4 exons. The coding region runs from base 181 to 636 and encodes 151 amino acids. Gene Ontology annotation, biological process: spermatogenesis. NCBI's taxonomy places the organism in Eukaryota, Metazoa, Arthropoda, Insecta, Lepidoptera, Nymphalidae.